ACGCUCGUUGCCUGCGCAUUCGUAUGCCGAGUUUGGCGUAUCCGCGCCUUGUUCCAUCUCUACAGGGACGUCUGGCUGCCAUCCCGCAAGCACGUCGCUUCGCUUUCGAGACACCUGCGCCGGCAUCCUGAUCGGCAGGCCCCUAUUGAACACGUCUUCAUCGUCAAAUCAUCUACAGACCACCUGUCUACGUUCGCGAUGAUGCUCGCGCGACAGCUCCCAAGCUUGCGAUCACUGACGCUGGUCGACGUCGACUUCCGGACAGCCCGCUCUCUACACGCGGGCAGCAUCAGGCAUCUCUCUGCGUAUCCCAACAUGACGCGCCUCGAGCUUCGCUUUGUGGCGUUUGAAACGGCCUCCCAAUUCGCCUCUCUGCUGUUGGCGCUUCCGCAUCUCCGGUACCUCGCCUGCCACACUGUC
Molecule: messenger RNA, 420 nt
Organism: Fomitopsis serialis
Lineage: Eukaryota; Fungi; Basidiomycota; Agaricomycetes; Polyporales; Fomitopsidaceae
Exons: 1
Source: RefSeq, a predicted model, not a curated record